Messenger RNA from Mus pahari (shrew mouse), 2532 nucleotides. RefSeq names its product ubiquitin specific peptidase 49 (gene Usp49). Lineage: Eukaryota; Metazoa; Chordata; Mammalia; Rodentia; Muridae. Gene Ontology annotation, cellular component: cytoplasm. Gene Ontology annotation, biological process: protein deubiquitination. Gene Ontology annotation, molecular function: zinc ion binding; cysteine-type deubiquitinase activity. The transcript is spliced from 7 exons. The record is from RefSeq and is a predicted model, not a curated record. The coding region runs from base 393 to 2450 and encodes 685 amino acids.
GGUAAAGAUAGUGGAGUCAAAAGAUUGGCCUUAAAGCAACCCGAGGGGAUGAGCAACGAAGAGAUGGGUCCUGGGAAUUAAAGGAUGGAAUGGGGAGUGGGGGAAGAGAAAGGAGAUUAAGGGAAGCUAGGGAAGUCCUGGUGGGUAUAGAACUGGGGUGGGCUGCACAGGAGUGGGAAACGAAUGUUUUGCCCUGAGGUGCCCCAGAAGGUCUGGAAGGGGCAGGGCACAAACGCUGUUGUGAAGGAUCUGAAGUAGAGAGCCUUUGGUGCAGAAGAUAAGGAACCAUGGUAACAGAGAAGAGGAAACCCAGCAAGUGAUUAUGUAAGAAUAUGGAAGACCAUGGGAGCAGCUUGUUUAAUGGAUUAAGACAGUGGCGACUGCGCUAAAACAUGGAUAGAUGCAAACAUGUAGGGCGGUUACGGCUCGCCCAGGACCACUCCAUCCUGAACCCCCAGAAGUGGUGCUGUCUGGAGUGCGCCACCACCGAGUCUGCGUGGGCCUGCCUCAAGUGCUCCCACGUGGCCUGCGGCCGCUACAUUGAAGACCAUGCACUAAAACACUUUGAAGAGACAGGACACCCGCUGGCCAUGGAGGUCCGGGAUCUCUACGUGUUCUGCUACCUGUGCAAGGACUACGUGCUCAAUGACAACCCGGAGGGGGACCUGAAGUUGCUGAGAAGCUCCCUCCUGGCAGUUCGAGGCCAGAAGCAGGACCUGCUCGCGAGGCGUGGGCGGACGCUGCGGUCCACCGCUGCAGGCGAGGACGUGGUCCCGCCACAGCGCACUCCUCAGGGACAGCCGCAGAUGCUCACGGCUCUGUGGUACCGGCGCCAGCGCCUGCUGGCCAAGACGCUGCGGCUCUGGUUCGAGAAGAGCUCCCGCGGCCGGGCGCAGCUGGAGCAGCGGCGGCAGGAGGAGGCGCUGGAGCGCAAGAAGGAGGUGGCGCGGCAGCGGCGGCGCGAGGUCAAGCGGCGGCUGCUGGAGGAGCUGGCCAGUGCGCCGCCGCGGAAGAGUGCGCGCCUGCUCCUGCACGCUCCCGGGCCCGUGGCCGUGCGCCCUGCCACCCUCGCUACCUCCCGGCGCAUGUCUGCGGCUGCCCUCAAUCCGCGCCGCCAGCCGGCGGUGGCCCCAGGUGUCACCGGCCUGCGCAACCUGGGGAACACCUGCUACAUGAACUCCAUCCUCCAAGUGCUCAGCCACCUCCAGAAGUUCCGGGAAUGUUUCCUGAACCUCGACCCUUCCACCUCCGAGCACCUGUUUCCCCAAGCAACCAACGGGAAGGCGCAGCUCUCUGGUAGGCCAGCCAGCAGCUCUGCCGCAGAGUUGUCCGUAAGAAGUGUCCGGGCCCAGGGCUGCGAACCUCAGGGCCUCUGCUGGAGCAGCGGUGCCUCCAUCAGCAGGAGCCUGGAGCUCAUUCAGAACAAGGAACCCAGCUCAAAGCACAUUUCCCUCUGCCACGAACUGCACACCCUCUUCCGAGUCAUGUGGUCUGGGAAGUGGGCGCUGGUAUCACCCUUUGCCAUGCUUCACUCCGUGUGGAGCCUGAUUCCCGCCUUCCGUGGCUACGAUCAGCAGGAUGCCCAGGAAUUUCUCUGCGAACUGCUGCACAAGGUGCAGCAGGAACUUGAGUCUGAGGGUUCCACACGUAGGAUCCUCAUCCCCUUCUCCCAGAGGAAGCUCACCAAACAGGUCUUAAAGGUGGUGAACACCAUAUUUCAUGGGCAGCUGCUCAGUCAGGUCACAUGUAUAUCAUGCAAUUAUAAAUCCAAUACCAUUGAGCCCUUUUGGGAUCUGUCCCUGGAAUUCCCUGAACGAUACCACUGCAUAGAAAAGGGGUUUGUCCCUUUGACUCAGACAGAGUGCCUGCUCACUGAGAUGCUAGCCAAGUUCACCGAGACAGAGGCCCUGGAGGGGAGAAUCUACGCUUGUGACCAGUGUAACAGCAAACGACGAAAGUCCAACCCUAAACCCCUUGUUCUGAGUGAAGCUAGGAAGCAGUUAAUGAUCUACAGACUACCUCAGGUCCUCCGGCUACACCUUAAAAGAUUCAGGUGGUCUGGCCGUAACCAUCGUGAGAAGAUUGGGGUCCAUGUCAUCUUUGACCAGGUAUUAACCAUGGAACCUUACUGCUGCAGGGACACGCUCUCCUCUCUUGACAAAGAGACCUUUGCCUAUGAUCUCUCCGCAGUGGUCAUGCAUCACGGGAAAGGGUUUGGCUCAGGACACUACACAGCCUAUUGCUACAACACAGAGGGAGGUUUUUGGGUCCACUGCAAUGACUCAAAGCUGGAUGUAUGCAGUGUCGAGGAAGUGUGCAAAACCCAGGCCUACAUUCUUUUUUACACUCGAAGAACAGUUCAGGGCAGCGCAAAACUCUCAGAACCCCAUCUCCGAGCUCAGGUGCACUCCAGCAGCAAAGACGAACGCAGAACAUACACAUUGUCCUGACUGGGAGGCGAGCAUCAAAAUGGCCUCCAGGUCUCCUCUUGGGCUUGCCAGUAACAGAUCCCUGGGUUUGCCUCACUCGGUC